GCAACAUGCACGCGUUUCGAAGCAUUCAGUACCAUGGCAUCGUCUAGCAGACGAAUUCGGCCUGUCCUUUUCCUCUAAGUUCCGUUUUUUUAUGUGUCGAACUUCCGUUGAAGUCACAGAACAUCAAACUAAACUAUGGAAUAUCAAAGAGAACCAUGCCCCUGGCGAAUUGUUGAUGAUUGUGGUGGAGCCUUCACCAUGGGAGCUAUCGGUGGAGCUGUCUUCCAGAGCAUCAAAGGAUUUAGGAAUGCCCCAAGUGGUUUCCAAAGACGAGCAUUUGGCAGUAUAAUUGCAGUCAAGGAAAGGGCUCCAAUUAUUGGUGGAAAUUUUGCUGUGUGGGGUGGAAUGUUCUCCACCAUAGAUUGCACAUUAGUUUACUUGCGACAGAAAGAAGACCCCUGGAACUCUAUCAUCAGUGGAUUUGCAACUGGUGGUAUCCUAGCUGCUAGAAACGGUGCGGGUGCCAUGGUCGGCAGCGCAGUUGUUGGAGGUUUAAUUUUAGCCCUAAUCGAAGGAAUGGGCAUUCUUUUCACGCGAAUGACAGCUGAUCAAUUUCGGCCGAUGAGCCCUCCCACAGAAGAGCCGAUGAAUUCUCCACCUUCAUUUGGAUCCCAACAGUACCAGUAGCCAAACGUCAUAAUCUAGCCAGCCAAUUUCCUCUCUGUUGUUUCCCCCAAUUCUGUUUAUCCUCGUUUCCUCGACGGUAGUGCUCACACGCCAUAGCAUGCGAUACGUGAGUCAGUGAUUUAUAUUAAUUGAUUGGGCGCGCAUCAUGCAGCCCCAUUCUUCUGUCUUGGUACCGUAUGUUUAUCCCGGCAUUUUCCUCCCGUCUACCGUGCUGUUGACAUUUAAUGCCGCUGUUUGACGCAUCUCAAUCAAGUGUAUAAAGAAACGGAUUACAAGUAAGAAACACCACCACCAAA
Messenger RNA from Daphnia magna, 923 nucleotides. RefSeq names its product mitochondrial import inner membrane translocase subunit Tim17-B. Gene Ontology annotation, cellular component: TIM23 mitochondrial import inner membrane translocase complex; mitochondrial inner membrane. The transcript is spliced from 4 exons. Gene Ontology annotation, biological process: protein import into mitochondrial matrix. Gene Ontology annotation, molecular function: transmembrane protein transporter activity. NCBI's taxonomy places the organism in Eukaryota, Metazoa, Arthropoda, Branchiopoda, Diplostraca, Daphniidae. Bases 136 to 627 code for a protein of 163 amino acids. The record is from RefSeq and is a predicted model, not a curated record.